AAGAGUCAUCAGUUUUUUCCCCCCUUUUUACAGGUUGGUUACAAAAAAAAUUUAAAUCUGGAAAGACAAAAUCAACCCAACAGGACAAGAGCACAAAUGCUGAAAACCCCCUGGUGUCCACCAGCAGUGCAUCUGCAUCGUCUUCAUCGACUUCAGCGUCCAUGAGGACAACCGUUUUUAUACCCCAGCGAUUAAAUGACGUCUUGAACUCAGAGCUGAGAUGGAGACGAAAAUACGACGUGUUUGUGUGCCACAGCUUCGACCCCACAGACACCGAAGAGGCCAAGCGCCUGGUCUUGUUCCUGGAGGAGGCACCCCGCAGUCUCAGAUGCUUUCUGUGGGAAAGGGACACGUGUCCAAGUGGAGCCAUUCCCACAGAGUUCUGCCAGGCACUGGAGAACAGCCAUUUACGGGCUCUGCUAAUCACCCCCAGCUUUGUGCAGGAUGAUUGGUGCAUGUAUAUGAUGCACCAGGCUCUGUCAGAGGCACCAAUGUCCAACAGAGUGAUUCCCAUGCUUCAGAACCUGUCCCACUCUCAGUACCCGCAGGAACUGAAGUUCUACUACUACAUUGACCUGAGCAAGAACCCAGACCAAGGCUUCAGUUUGGUCAACAAGACAGUGCACAAGAUCCUGGAAAGCCUGAUUCAGAAUGAAAUGAAACUCAGAAGCCUUUCGAACGGCUCAAGCUGUGGAUACGAUGGACGUGACAGCACGCAGUAACACAAAGUGGUGUCAGAGCACAACUCUGAUCUAUUCCAUUGGAAGUGACACAUCAAAGAGGUUAAAGCAUCAGGAACUUUCGUUGUGACAGUUGUGUGUGAUGCACGAUGAAAGAUUCUGAAUCACAUAAAAACCAAACACUGCUGCUAUUCACUGAACUUAUGUUAUUUAUUAUUUUUACUGACUUAUUUGUACAAAACUGCAUGUAAGUGUCGAUCUUACAGUGAACAGGAAGCUGCUGCAGAAUUAAAGAAGUAGUUUGUAUGCUAAUCUUAACUGGAAACUCCUAUAAUUGUUUUGGUGGUUGUAAUGAAACGUGAGACAAUGGUGAAACUCACAAAUUAUUACAGUAACUGAGAAGAUGCCGUUACACAGUACAUUGUUGUGUUGUAUCUUUUUGUUUAAUGGUAUUGUCUUUAAAAGAAGACAAAUCACAUUUACAUAUCCUUCUUUUUCACAUUUGAAUCAUUUAGCUGGGGUCUUUAUGAAGUGUAAUUGCAAUGCUUUGGUCUGAAUUCCUCUCAACUGUAACUCCACAAGCCCCUCUUUCGCCCCGUUUCUGAGUUAUGUCACAGUUAAACUCAUUUUGAUGCUGUCUCUUUAAAUCCAAAUGAGGCACUUCACACCCGGCAGCCUCCAACUUCCGGAAUGGUCCAUUGUGGUUUGAUAGCUGAGGUAUGACUAUAUAGCAGCACAGAAAUGUCAACAACAGAAGACUUGUCCAUCCAGCCUUACAUGUUAGAGCCAGAGUCUGACCCGGAGCCAGAGGAGAAUGGAGCCGACAAAACGGUAGUCGAUAAGUCCAGGCACUCCAAGUAUACAACAAAAUGCAUUUUGCAUUUGUUUUUUGCAUCAAUUUGAUACCAUACUGUAGCUGCGUUUCCAUUGACC
This is a messenger RNA of Austrofundulus limnaeus, 1613 nucleotides long. RefSeq names its product toll-interleukin 1 receptor (TIR) domain containing adaptor protein (gene tirap). Lineage: Eukaryota; Metazoa; Chordata; Actinopteri; Cyprinodontiformes; Rivulidae. The record is from RefSeq and is a predicted model, not a curated record. The transcript has 2 exons. Gene Ontology annotation, cellular component: plasma membrane; cytoplasm. Gene Ontology annotation, biological process: positive regulation of canonical NF-kappaB signal transduction; positive regulation of tumor necrosis factor production; positive regulation of chemokine (C-X-C motif) ligand 2 production. Gene Ontology annotation, molecular function: Toll-like receptor 4 binding; Toll-like receptor 2 binding. Bases 162 to 722 code for a protein of 186 amino acids.